This is a messenger RNA of Fukomys damarensis (Damara mole-rat), 1965 nucleotides long. It is a transcript of the gene Slc2a4rg, whose product is annotated as SLC2A4 regulator. The annotation marks the transcript as partial. Gene Ontology annotation, biological process: regulation of transcription by RNA polymerase II. The transcript has 7 exons. The record is from RefSeq and is a predicted model, not a curated record. Lineage: Eukaryota; Metazoa; Chordata; Mammalia; Rodentia; Bathyergidae. Gene Ontology annotation, molecular function: DNA-binding transcription factor activity; RNA polymerase II cis-regulatory region sequence-specific DNA binding. Gene Ontology annotation, cellular component: nucleus.
GCGGCGGGGCGGCGGACGCCAUCGGCACAAAUCCCAGUGCCGGCGCAGAGAGCCCCCCCAGGAAAAGCCCGUCUGGACGAGGUCAUGUCUGCUGCAGCCCUUACAAGCCUGUCCACCAGCCCUCUCGGUCUGGGCAUCCCAGCUACAGCCUUCAGCCCAGAGCCUGGCCUGGAGCCCUGGAAGGAGGGUCUGGCGCAGCCACCAGGCAGCUACAGCAGCAGCAGUAACAAUGGAGACUGGGGUUGGGACCUGGCCAGUGACCAGUCCUCUCCAUCCACCCCAUCACCUCCACUGCCCCCUGAGACAGCCCACUUUCUGUUCGGGGAGCCCACCCUGAGGAAGAGGAAGAGCUCCAUCCAGGUCAUGUUCCAGUGCCUGUGGAAGAGCUGUGGAAAGGUGCUGAGCACAGCCUCCGGGAUGCAGAGACACAUCCGCCUGGUGCACCUGGGGAGACAGGCAGAGCCGGAGCAGAGCGAUGGCGAGGAGGACUUCUACUAUACAGAGCUGGACGUUGGUGUGGAUACGCUGACCGACGGGCUGUCCAGCCUGACUCCUGUGUCCCCCACAGCCUCGGUGCCACCGGCCUUCCCCCAUCUGGAGCUGCCAGAGCUGCUCAAGCCCCCAGCCCUGCCCAGCCUACUACAGCCCCUGGCCCUGGCCAUGGCCCUGCCCCCCGUGCUCAGCUCUGUAGCCCCCCCACAGGUGUGCCACGGUGAUCACGCCUACCAGGUGGGUGAGGCCACAGGUGGUGUCUGGGAGCAGGUUUCAGGGCACUGUGGAGAUGAGCGAGGCCCAGGCUGCAGUUCUCCCCAGGACUGCAUGGCACCCAUCCACCUGGACCUGCGGGCCACUGAGGUCCAGGCCUGUGCACCAGCAUUGCCUUCCAAGCUUGGUGCCAAUCUAAGGAAGCCCCGUGGUGAUGCCAAGAAGUGCCGGAAGGUGUAUGGCAUGGACCACCGGGACCUGUGGUGCACAGCCUGUCGCUGGAAGAAAGCCUGCCAGCGGUUCCUGGACUGAGCCCACCCUCUGGUGCUGCUGCCCCGCUCCCAGCCAACCCCAGCCCCAGGCUGGACAACUCUGGGAGUGCUCCAGGUCCAGGCCUUUUCUGGCUAUAGGGUUUACUUUCUACUUUGGCAGGGACUCGGGAGUUGUUGAUCCUGGACUCCCAGAGAUGUGGGAGAGGUCCUGCCACUCAAAGUGCCUCUGAAGAAACCAGCUUUUUGCACUAAAGCCAAACCAUACCGCUGCCCCUUUGGCCCCAGGGGCACUGCUCUCCCUCCCUGGUAGCCCGCAGAUCUGUCAAGGAAGUCAGUGGGCCCAGCUGUAGGGGCCGGUCUGAGAUGCACUUUGAGGGGUGUCAGGGAGAGAACUCUUGCACCCACACAUUUAAUGUGAUGGUUCAAGGGCCCUGGGGCUGACAUUUUACCAUGUUUGUGAAGCUCAGGUGUCUCACGUCUGGGCCUUACCAGGUGAGAAGAAUUAAACAUUUGGGGUUUUUCCAGAAGCUGAGUCUGCCUCUUAGGGGGAAGUAAUGGGAUUUGUUUGGGCAGGGGUGGUAGGAGGCCAUUAAAAAGCCACAGGGCCUCAGGGUAACCUGGCCACCUCUGCCCACGGUGAGGCCAGGAGAGAGAGUGCUAUCUGAAACACACAGGAGGCACCUGCUUGGAGCAGCAACUUCCCAAUUUAUUGAAAGUGAUCGCUUUGCAAGAAUGUCUACGCUAAUCCCGUCACAGAAAGGAAACCCACAGGCAGGCCGCGAGCACACCUAGGCAGACAAGAAACUGCGAGACCCACGAGAGAAGAGAAGGUAAUCUUGACCUGUCCUGGGCUACAGCAAAGCAGGACAACAGAGCUGUGAUUUCCCACUGACUGAUUACAAAAAACCUCCUCCCCAAAUAUGAACACAUCUUCGAUACAAACACAGGUUUAUAAUAAUAUAAAGUCAGUAUAAUAUAGAUUAUCCUC